AUGGAAAGCAGCAACCUCACUUCAGUAACUGAGUUCAUCCUCCUUGGUCUUUCUAGCAGACCUGAGCUCCAGGUGUACCUCUUCUUCCUCUUCCUCAUGGUCUACCUGAUGAUCUUGCUAGCAAACCUGCUCAUUGUCUUGUUGAUAUUAGUGGAUUCAUGCCUUCACACCCCCAUGUAUUUCUUCCUCAUCAAUCUGUCCAUUCUAGAAGUCUCUUACACAUCCUGUGUGAUUCCACAGAUGCUGGGACACUUCUUGGCAGAAAGAAGGUCUCUCUCUUUCUCCCGUUGUGCCAUACAGUUCUAUAUGUUCCUCUUUUUUGGCAUUGCAGAGUGCUAUAUCCUCUCAGUGAUGGCCUAUGAUCGUUAUGUAGCCAUCCGGGAUCCCUUAAGGUACACAGUCAUAAUGAGUUGGAAAGUCUGUGGAGGGCUGGCUGCUGGCUGCUGGGUGGGUGGCUUUAUAGCAUCUACAGUGGACACAGCUGCCACAUUCCAGCUUUUGUUCUGCAGGGAAAAUGUUAUCAAUCAUUUCAUGUGUGAAAUGCCUGCUCUGCUACACCUCUCCUGUACAGAUACUUCCCAUGUAGAGAUGGUUAUGAAUAUCCUCUGUAUCUUUACCCUUUUAUGUCCUGUUACAUUCAUCACCUUCUCAUAUAUCCACAUAAUUCAUGUUGUCCUACACAUUCGAUCUGCCCAGGGACGCAGAAAAGCCUUUUCCACUUGUUCUUCCCACCUUCUGGUUGUCAUGGUAUUAUAUGGUACUGUACUAUCACUCUAUAUUAGACCCCGAUCACUCUCUUCCCCAAAGUAUGAUAAAAUCAUUGCUAUAUUUUAUGUGGCCUUCACACCUAUAUUUAACCCUCUCAUCUACAGUCUGAGGAAUAACGAGGUAAAAAUGGCCCUAAGAAAGCUCUUGGGGAAAAUCAGAAAUACAUAA
Molecule: messenger RNA, 936 nt
Organism: Monodelphis domestica (gray short-tailed opossum)
Lineage: Eukaryota; Metazoa; Chordata; Mammalia; Didelphimorphia; Didelphidae
Product: olfactory receptor 2F1-like
Biological process (GO): G protein-coupled receptor signaling pathway
Cellular component (GO): membrane
Molecular function (GO): G protein-coupled receptor activity; olfactory receptor activity
Source: RefSeq, a predicted model, not a curated record